CUCAAUACUUUGACUUGUUUAACUAAUAUGCUCCGACCAAUCAGCGGCGCUCUUCGCCACGCCGCUUCCUCAUCCUACCACCAUGUCCGCCGGCGAGCUACCACCUUCAACCACCCGCCACCACUACUCCGACACUACAACACAACCUCUCGUAAUAUAUCAAACAUACGAACAUGUUCUUCUUGUCUUCAAUCCUUUUUAUCAAGUUAUAAUAAUGUAAAUCAAUGUAGACCCAUCACUACCACCGCCGCCACCACCACCACCAGUCCAGCCAUCGCCGCCGUGGAGCCACUAAAUUACGGCAGAACAACAGCGAUAGCGGAUACAAUAGACGCAUAUUCAGCUAUAGAAUUAGCUCUUGAUUCAGUUGUUAAAGUAUUUACAGUUUCAAGUAGUCCUAAUUAUUUCCUUCCUUGGCAAAAUAAAUCACAACGUGAAUCCAUGGGUUCAGGAUUUGUUAUAUCUGGGAAGAGGAUUGUAACAAAUGCUCAUGUAGUUGCCGAUCAUACAUUUGUACUUGUUAGAAAACAUGGUUCCCCUACCAAGUAUCGAGCAGAAGUUAAAGCUGUUGGUCAUGAAUGUGACCUUGCCAUUCUUACUGUUGAAAGUGACGAAUUUUGGGAGGGUAUGAAGUUUUUGGAGCUCGGAGAUAUCCCAUUUAUGCAGGAAGCUGUUGCUGUUGUUGGAUAUCCUCAAGGCGGUGACAACAUUUCUGUGACAAAAGGGGUAGUUUCAAGAGUUGAACCUACACAAUACGUACAUGGAGCUACUCAGCUCUUGGCAAUACAGAUAGAUGCAGCCAUAAAUCCAGGAAACAGUGGAGGACCAGCAAUCAUGGGUGAUAAGGUUGCUGGAGUAGCAUUCCAAAACCUCUCGGGGGCUGAAAACAUAGGCUACAUAAUUCCUGUGCCUGUGAUAAAACAUUUUGUCGAGGGUGUUGAAGCUAGUGGAAAUUAUUCUGGUUUCUGUUCUCUAGGCUUGUCAUGCCAACCUACUGAAAAUAGUCAACUACGUGAAUACUUUGGCAUGCGCCCUGAUUUGACUGGGGUGCUUGUGAGCAAGAUUAAUCCACUAUCUAAUGCAUAUAAUGUCUUAAAGAAAGAUGACAUUGUUCUUUCAUUUGAUGGUGUUCCAAUAGCGAAUGAUGGAACAGUUCCUUUCCGUAAUCGAGAGAGAAUAACCUUUGAUCAUCUGGUUUCGAUGAAGAAGCCAAAUGAGACAGCUAAAGUUAGAGUGUUGAGAGGUGGUGAAGAGCUUGACUUGACAGUUACACUUCGUCCAUUGAAGCCUCUGGUACCUAUCCAGCAGUUUGAUAAGGUUCCUAGUUAUUAUGUAUUUGCUGGUCUGGUGUUUGUGCCUUUAAGCCAGCCAUACCUUCACGAAUAUGGAGAAGACUGGUUCAAUACCUCUCCACGUCGGCUUUGUGAACGAGCAUUGAGGGAGCUACCUCAAAAGCCUGAUCAAGAGCUUGUUAUCUUAUCCCAGGUGUUGAUGGAUGAUAUAAAUGUGGGAUAUGAGCGUCUUGCUGAAUUACAGGUUAAGAAGGUAAAUGGCAUCGAAAUUAACAACCUGAAACAUAUGUGCCAAUUAGUUGAAGACUGCAAAGAAGAGGAAUUACGGUUAGAUUUGGAUGACGAGCGAGUAAUUGUUUUGAAUUAUGAAAAGGCAAAAACAGCCACAUUUCAGAUCUUAAAGCGCCAUAGAAUACCUUCUGCCAUGUCCACUGACCUUUUAACCCCAGAGACUGCACCUCAAGUGACUGCUUCUGCUUCCGCUUAGGCUGAGUCACCCAGUAGUAUUUGUAUUUUAGUUAUUCUUUCACAUUGUAAAAUUUUUGACUGAUGUAGUAAGUCAUUCAUAUUUUCAUAAAGCAGCAGGCAGAUGAUAGAUAGCAACAACCUUUGAUAAACGUGUACUGUAAUAAUGUGAUAUGCAUGAAUGCUGCAAGGGUGGUGGAAAAGGGCUCUAAAGGAUGAAAACUAGUAUGAGAUAAGUCCUCUUUGGGGCAGAUCGAUUCAUUCAAGAAUGUAUAAUCUAAUUACAGGAGAUUGUGGAGAUGGCAUACCGUAUUUUCCCUAA
Messenger RNA from Erigeron canadensis, 2079 nucleotides. RefSeq names its product protease Do-like 10, mitochondrial. Gene Ontology annotation, molecular function: serine-type endopeptidase activity; protein binding. The record is from RefSeq and is a predicted model, not a curated record. Gene Ontology annotation, biological process: proteolysis. Bases 28 to 1779 code for a protein of 583 amino acids. Lineage: Eukaryota; Viridiplantae; Streptophyta; Magnoliopsida; Asterales; Asteraceae. The transcript has 8 exons.